Molecule: messenger RNA, 5928 nt
Organism: Solenopsis invicta (red fire ant)
Lineage: Eukaryota; Metazoa; Arthropoda; Insecta; Hymenoptera; Formicidae
Exons: 6
Coding region: 1-5928 (1975 amino acids)
Biological process (GO): proteolysis; DNA integration
Molecular function (GO): aspartic-type endopeptidase activity; nucleic acid binding; zinc ion binding
Source: RefSeq, a predicted model, not a curated record
AUGCGGAACCGGAUGUCCAUUUUGGAGAAGCAGUGGACUCAGUGCCAAAAGCUACAUGCGGACCUCAAGGCGGCAGUCAAGCCAGCGGAGCGAGAUGAAUGGCCGUAUUUCAGUGAGGAGCAAUUUCGGAAGGCGACAGAGGACUACUACGAAGCGUCUGACUAUCUGAGCGAAGUAUUAGAGAGGUUGACGAGACCUACCGCUCAUGUAACCGCAAGUAGUACUUUAGAUUUAAGCUCGGGUCCGCCAAGCUCAAUCCCGUUGCCGCGAAUAGAGCUUCCUAAGUUUUCCGGUCAGUAUACGGAGUGGGUCAAUUUUCGGGAUAUUUUUGAGUCGAUUGUGAUAAAAAAUGAAGGCCUCACAAACGUGCAGCGUCUGCAUUAUUUAAAGUCGAGUCUGACUGGCAAGGCUCGCACUGUUAUUAAAAAUAUUUCCGUUACCGAAGCGAAUUAUGAGUUAGCAUGGGGAGCCGUGAAAGAACGGUACGAAAAUAACCGCGCGAUUGUUUCUUCUUAUCUGAAUAUUAUCCUAGAAGCUACUCCGAUGAAGGCUCAUUCCGUCUCCGAAUUGAAACGAAUGCAUGAUAGUAUUAAUGAUGCGGUCCUUGCGUUACGUAGUCUCGAGAGAAAUUGCGUCGAUGAUUUCGUGGUUGCCAUCCUGUCCAGGAAACUUGAUGUGAAUACCCGCACUGAGUGGGAAAUCAGCUUGGGCAAUAAACGAGAGCCAGCUUCCUUUAACGAACUGAGCACAUUUCUUGUUGGCAGAAUGCUGGCUUUGAAUGCAGCGGGAGAUACUCGCAGUUCAAAUAAUAGUAAAACAAAUCGCUCAGCAGCCACCAAGUCGUUGACGGCUGCCAUCUCUAAUGUUAAAUGUUUAUACUGUGCGGACUCGCACCUUUUGUUUCAAUGCGCUCAGUUUAAAUCCUUAUCCACGGAGCAGAGAAAGAAUGUUGCGCGGCAGCACCGUUGCUGCUAUAAUUGUUUGAACAAAGGCCAUUAUCCGCGCGACUGUAAAUCGCGGGGCCGCUGUGCACGUUGCCAACGCAAACAUCAUACGCUUCUGCAUGACGACGAUAUCAGCGGGGGACAAACGACAAUGGGUACACCUGCUAUAGCGAGCACAUCCAGUGUAAACACAGUAAAUGACGCCCCCUCUAAAUCAAGUCUUUCAGCAAGGGUAACAACUCCUUCACGUUCCUUCCUGGUCAAGGGUACUGUACUACUCGCAACUGCAGGAAUCUUUGUACGUACUGAUGGAGCGCGUUGUAUAAACCUUCGAGGCAUGAUUGAUACGGGCGCUGAGGCUACAUUUAUCACUGAAAGGGCUGUUCAAGCCUUAAAAGCAAAGCGUAUUAAAGUAUAUUACACUGUCACUGGCAUGGGUGAUCUACAGGCUGGGAUCGUUACUCAUGCAGUUAAGCUCCAUUUAAGUGCGGGUAUACAGUCGAGUACUACAGUUACAGUGAUCGCGUUUAUCCUCCCUGUACUUACUUCUUAUGCUCCAAGAAGUCCUGUUGAUUUACUUGCGCAUCUUCAUUUGCAGAAUUUAAAAUUUGCGGAUUCUGAUCCAUUCAGUGAUGAACCUAUCGAUUUACUGAUAGGACUUGACUAUUAUAAGGCCGUAACAAUGGAUGGAUCCCGCCGAGGACCGAGCUCUGAUCUCAUGGCGAAACCUACUAUCUUUGGCUGGGUUGUCUUCGGCCAGUGCAACGACACGUCUGAAGGAAAUCCUAGGUCGGUGUCCUCGUUACGCUGCUCUAGCUCUCCUGGAACGGAUGCGCUGAUGAGGCAGUUUUGGGAGAUAGAGGAAGUCUCGGUUUCUAAUCCCCUCACUGAAGAGGAAGUCGAGUGCGAAAGGCACUUCGCAUCUACACAUUCUCGUUUGCCAAGCGGACGCUAUCAGGUUUGCUUACCUUUUCGGACCGAUUACUUGAAUAAGGUCGGUCGCUCCUUUCACGUCGCUUCUGAUGCCUUUGAUAGGUUAGAGCGACGUCUAGCUCGCGAUAGUGCAUUGUCUGCCAGCUGUCGUGGCUUUCUUUCUGAGUAUGAGCAAAUGGGUCACAUGACCCGUGUAAACCCGAACGAGGUCAUUAAUAAUAAUUCGUUAUAUCUGCCUCACCAUCCAGUGGUGAAGGCGAGUAGCAGUACUUCCCCUGUACGGGUUGUAUUCAACGCCUCAAGUCCCAUGGACAACGGGCAUUCAUUAAAUGAUCUGUUGCUUACUGGACCUAAGCUGCAGUCAGAUCUUUGCUCUAUCAUUAUGCGCUGGCGAACUCAUCGCUUCGUUUUCGUCGCUGACGUCGCAAAGAUGUUUAGACAAAUUAUGAUUCAUCCGUUAGAUACUGACUUUCAGAGGAUAUUGUGGCGUCCUAGUUCAGGCCAGCCGAUCCAUCAUUACCGUUUAAUCACCGUCACGUACGGAGGUUUUCACCUUCGUAAAUGGACGUCAAACUAUGACGAAUUGUUGUCGGAGAUACCAGUGUCGGAUCGACUGGAGGACAAUAGUGUCGAAUUUGACGAGGACUCCUCCUUCAAGGUUUUAGGAAUUUCGUGGAGUCCUAUACUUGAUCGAUUCCAUUUCAGGAUACAAAUUCCGGAGUUUCCGGUGAUCUCGAAACGUAGCGUGCUGUCCGCCAUUUUGCUAUUCUUUGAUCCACUGGGUUGGAUUGCCCCUGUGGUAAUCACCGCUAAAAUUUUCAUGCAGGAACUAUGGCUGCGUAAGGUUGAUUGGGAUAGCCCGCUCUCGAGUGAUCUAGAGAAACGAUGGACUGAGUAUUCUCAUAGUCUGACAGAUCUCAAAGAGAUUUCGAUCCCAGGGUGGACAAAUCAAAGCAACUCCGAUCUGGGUAUCGAGUUGCAUGGAUUUGCGGAUGCUUCAACACGGGCCUAUGCGGCCGUUGUAUACAUUCGCAUUAUUCACACUGGAAGCAGCUUUGGAGUAACACUCUUAGCCUGUAAAUCUAAGGUCGCUCCUAUUAAAACAGUUAGCGUUCCCAGGUUAGAGCUGUGUGCAGCUACCUUACUAGCUCGUUUUCUUAAAAAUAUUGUUAGUACUUUAAGGUUAAGUUCAGUACCAGUAUACUGCUGGUCAGAUUCCAUGAUCACACUUGCUUGGAUUAAGCAGCACCCCAAUACCUGGAAGACUUUCAUAUCCAAUAGGGUAUCAGAAAUCCAGAGAAGCUUGCCGCAAGCUCAGUGGCUAUUUGUCGGGUCUAAAGAAAAUCCCGCAGACUGUGCGUCGCGCGGCAUCAGCGUUCAGGAGUUGAAGUCGCACUCGUUGUGGUGGAGUGGGCCUCAAUGGCUGCAGUCACCCUCGACUGUGUGGUCGGAACAGCCCUCCUCCCUUCGAUCGGACGGAAACAUGGAACGACGUAGCGUUCCAGUUUAUUUAGCUCAGCGGGGCGCGGCAGGGUGGGAUCUUUCCGAGCAAGUUUCCAGUUGGCCUAAGUUGUUGCGGAUCACGGCCUAUUGCCUAUUGUUCGUUCAUAAGGUUCGACAGCGCCUUAGAAGGGCGGAUAGUGAUCAAUUAGGUACGUUAUAUGUGUUGAGUGACGCUAUCAGACAGGCUCGUAGUUUUUGGAUUGCGUACGUACAAAAGAUUAACUUUUCGAAUGAGAUCCAGGCAAUAAAACGUGGUGAGGGCCCGUCUAAAUCUAGUCCCUUGAAAAAUCUAAACCCGUUUUUAGACACGAAGGAUAACCUUUGUGUCGGGGGACGUCUCUGCCGGGCGUCCCUCUCUUACGAUGAGAGACAUCCCAUCAUACUACCGAGGCAUCGCAUAUCGGAGCUGAUUGUUGCGCAGGCACACGAUCGAACGCUUCACGGUGGGACACAGUUGACGUUAGGAGUUUUACGCCAACAGUACUGGAUUCUAAAUGCUAGAAACCUUGUAAAACAUCACAUUCACAGGUGUGUUGUUUGUGUCCGCCACAGAGCUAUUCCGAUAUUGCAGCAAAUGGGUGAUCUGCCGGACGUUCGAAUAAACCCUUCUCGUCCGUUUCAACAUACCGGCGUAGACUAUGCCGGUCCUUUUCAUGUCCUUCCGAUAGUAGGACGUGGCCAGCGGACACACAAGGCUUAUGUGGUUGUGUUCGUUUGUUUGGCCACUAGGGCCAUACACUUGGAACUGGCCAAUGAUUAUACCAGCGAUGGGUUUUUGGCCGCAUUUAGAAGAUUCACCUCUCGUAGGGGUCUUCCGGUCUCAUUAUUCAGUGAUAAUGGGACCAAUUUUCAGGGUGCCGAAAAAGAAUUGCGCAAUGCGUUCAGAGCUCUGUCGCGUGAUCCUGAUCUCGUCGCGUAUUUAGCCUCCGACGGCAUCACUUGGAGAUUUAUACCGCCCUCAGCCCCACAUUUUGGAGGAAUGUGGGAAGCGGGCGUAAAGUCGGUUAAGCACCAUUUACGGCGUGUAAUUGGUGCUCACACGCUUUCAAAUGAGGAGUUCACUACAUUACUAACUCAAGUGGAGUCAUGUACCUCGCUGAUUGCGAUGCCUGAGGAGUCCGUAUUGGAUUUGAGGGAAACGCGACUCAAUCGUUGGCAGCGUGUACAGCGGAUGCACGAGCAGUUUUGGCGGAUAUGGUCGCGAGAUUAUCUCCACACGUUACAGCAGCGCUAUAAGUGGCGUCAGAAAUCGACUAGUUUCAAAGUCGAUAAUCUAGUAUUAGUUCAAAACCCGUUGCUACCGCCAACGAAAUGGGAGCUUGGGAGAGUAGUAAAAAUCUAUCCUGACCCUCAAGGUCUCGUUAGGGUAGUGGAUGCAGUCCGUUCUGCCGAGGUGAGAAAACGAAAACAGGAGGAAAAAUACAAGAAGAUCUCUCCACAGGCUGGAUUCCCACUUCCAACACAGUUAAGAACCUCAGCAGUCACGUCCCAAUCCAAAGAGUCUGUACUUUCAAAAGGACACAAUUUUGUCGUUACCCCCACAAGCAUUCCUACGGAAGAAAUUAUCAGCCAAAUUGAGACAGUUAUCUUCCGUCUCCCACCCGAAGCAAGCAACGACAUUAGACAACGAGCAGUCAACAUCCUCCGCAAGACUAAACCACCCAGCCAAAACAUCAGCAGAGUAGAACGCUUGGCACUCCGGAAUAUGAGACAGAACAACAACAUUCUAAUUCUACCGGCGGAUAAAGGAAAUGCCAUAGUGGUAAUGGACAAAGAAGAUUACUGUAAUAAGGUCAAUGCUAUGCUCUCGGAUUGCAGCGUUUAUAGAAAACUGAAACGGAACCUGACAUCCACCAUAGAGAAGAAAACAUCCGUUCUGCUCAAAAUUCAGGCUUCUCUCCUGAAAUUGCCAAAUACCUUAUCCCCCGGGAAUCGUCGGCUCCCAGAUUCUACAGCCUCCCCAAGAUUCAUAAGGAAUCGGUCCCUCUUUGCCCUAUUAAACGGAGAUGAUACCUUAGGCCAUCAGGUGUACCAAAAACCAACCCACACUGACCGAUAUCUUCACGCAGCUUCCCAUCACCAUCCGUCACAAAAGAAUUCAGCUAUCAGCUCAUUGGUAUACAAAGCCCUCACAGUUUCUGAACCAACGUUCCUAGAUGAGGAGUUACAACAUCUUAAUCAGACCUUGACUAGAAAUGCGUACAACAGCAAGAACGUUAAUCAGAUAACUAAGAGAUUAAAGAACAAGAUCUCCAGUCCCAAUGACACCAAAACUCUGGAUGAAGAAAGAGAAAAAAAAAUGACGGCUGUCCUUCCGUAUCUUCAAGGUACAACAAAGCGCAUAGGCAGAAUUUUGAGUAAGCAUAACAUCAAGGAUCAAAGACCAACCCUGAAAACACCAGGUGUGUACAAGAUACCUUGCGUCUGGAAAAGUGUACAUAGGAGAAACCAGGAGAAAGAUCAGUACACGGAUCGAGGAACACCAGAGGUGUGCCAAAUACAGCCACUUUUUGCAAUCAGCCUUGGCGGAACAUUGGAUGGAGACUGA